Molecule: messenger RNA, 2345 nt
Organism: Dalotia coriaria
Lineage: Eukaryota; Metazoa; Arthropoda; Insecta; Coleoptera; Staphylinidae
Exons: 7
Coding region: 53-1039 (328 amino acids)
Source: RefSeq, a predicted model, not a curated record
GUUGUUUGGUAACAGUAGAUUUAUCAAUCUGUCAUAAAAUAAAAAUUUAAAAAUGCGUUCGGUUGAAGUGAUGCACAAAAAAAAGCGAAGAAUAACUUUUAUCGAUCAUAAUGAAUACCGCCAGCAGAUCCUGAAUCGCCUCGUGGAGUUAUCCUUCCAUGUAAUUUGGGAAUGGCUGAUCGAAGUGGUGAUAGUGAUCUCAAUAUUUAACGCCAUUUACGUGACGUUCUUCGACCCGGACGAGUCCAAUCUGUUCAUGUACUAUUACUGCCUGGAGGCUGUCUUCCUCUACGACACCUUUAUCGGAUAUAUCCAUAGAUUUCACGUGCGAAUGUUUUCGCUGCAGCCGCCGCGCGGCGUCAUAAUCCUCUUACUAGACACAUUAUCCUUGGCUCCGAUCUACGAAUUCUGUUAUAUAGCUUUGCCGGAGUAUGCUACGCCGACUCUUCAGAAAUUCCAACAAUUGAAAACCAUAUUACGCAGUGUCCAUCUGAUCACAACCCUCUUCGUGGAACGUUUCGUCUCUGCCAAGAUGCACAUAGCAGUAAUAAAGCUAACCCAUUUAUUCCUCCUGCUCCUGGUAAAUUUAAUACUCGCUUGCUGGUGGUCAUACGAAGGUCGUUGUUGGCCCAACUGCGAGAAACCCAACUGGUCCGAUUCAUUGGUCUACCUGACUAGGCUGUCUCCCGAAAACCCACUCAUCUGGUUCCUCACGUGUUUCACAAGCAUCGGUGAUAAACUCAUACACGGCUCGCCUGGGUUCCUCAUCGAUCAGAACGACACCGAGACGUGCAUCAUUCUCACUGCGCUGAGUCUUGGCUUUGCGAUGCAUACUUUCUUUGGAGUUGCCCAUGUCUUCAAUACUUAUGUGGAUGUACUAAGAACACGGUACAACUAUAAACUACACCUGAGCAAAUUGCAUUUUUUGUUUGAUUCAUGUGCUAAGAAUCAGGAGAAUAGUAAACUUAAAUUGAGGACUUUGGAGUAUUAUCAUUUGCUGUGGAAGAAGAGGAAGGGAUUAUUUUUACUGAGGAGUUGAUUCGUGAUUUGCCAAUGAUUUUAGUGAAAGAAGUCCUGGUUGAUGUCUUCCAUGAAGCUCUUAUCCACUCUCACCUCUUCAAAAAUUUAUCCUUCUCGAUGAAGAAAGAGCUCUGUACUUGCAUGUACACUGAAUUCCUACUUCCCGGUGACGCCAUGUUUUCCGGCCAGAACUACGCCGCAAUGUUUUACCUCCAUUCCGGAGUAAUCAACGUUGUCUCCCAGGAAGACAACAUAACCCCAAUUCUAACCCUCACAGCUGGUACUCUUCUUGGAGAAGCAUCACUCUGUAUGAUUCACAAUGUCUGCGCACGUAUCUACUGCGCUACUGAAUGCGAAAUAAAACUUCUCCCCUUGGCGUCGUACAAUCGCCUGGCGUCCAAGUAUCAUCAUCAAUUUGUUGAUGUUCAGCAGGAAAUUCACAAACGUAUCAAUAUUGCACGUAAGAGAAAACAAGCCAAUACGUCAACGAUGCCUUUGAAGCGCUUGAAAAAACAAUGGCGGUGUAUAUCCGCACUGCACUCGUACCAAAUCAAACAUGGUUAUGCUGAGCGGAGUUUGUGGGAGGAGUUGGAUAAGGGUUUUUAUUCUAAAUAUUUGGAUUUGAUCGUGUUGGCGGAUCGGCCGACGGCUGGUCAGAAGGUGAUUUGCCUCAAUUCCAAAUGUCCGUAUGUCAUGGAUCCAAAUACGAGCUUUCGAAGGUUUUUUGCUUAUAUUCACCUGGCUGUAGUUGUCAUUCAUACUAUAUAUCUGCCAUACUAUUACAUAUUUUGGGGUUAUAUUCCAAAACAUUGGUUUUUGAUCAAUUUAAUCUUGGAUUUGGUGUUUUUCUUGAUAUUUAUUUACAAUCCAUAUCACUGGUUAUUGAUGACGAUGUUGAAAUAAUCACAACUAAAAAAUUGCUGAUGUAUAAGUGUAAACAAAUGCGUUUUCUUGUUGAUUUAAUGUCAGCAUUUCCGUAUGAUUAUUUUGGAUUGAUUUGGAAGUAUUCAGAUGAAUUAUAUUUUUAUAUGCGAGUACCAAAACUUAUUCAAUGGUACAAAAUAAUUGAAUUAAUAAUGCAUUUAGAAGACAACGUCAUCAACAAAUCCUACCUGAUUCUAUCAAUUAAAUAUUGUAUUAUUUAUUUUACGGUAUUUUACUUAUCGACAUGUUAUCAUUAUUUGUUUUUCAAUUUUGGUCAAUAUGGUGUUGAUCCUACAGCUGGUGACUGGCCACUUACUGCAUCUCCGAUUUUGAGUUGCAUUCAAUAUAAUCUGAAUGCCCUAUUUUUAUUUGGACUGUAUGAAAGGAUGCCUACAUGCAUA